CCGGAACUCUGAGCUGAGGGGGUUUGGUAUAAUCUCGAGUGAGGGAGCAAAAUGACUGGUGCUAUGGAGCAGCCGGGAGGAGCCCCCACUGAGAAAUCUGCUAAAACCUAAAGAGCCUUUGCCUUUGGACGCUUCCUGGAAUUUAGAAAAAAACAGAAGCAUCCACUCUGUGAGACUGUCACAAGCUUGGCGAUAUUUUGCUUGCUAGCCUAGGUGGUUCACUGUUCUGUAGCCUUGCGUCGUCUUGUCGGAUAGCCGAAUGUUGUUUGGGUGAGAGAUCGUAGUUAGUGGAGACCGGACGCGGAGAGUACGCAGGAGGAGUGGGUGCUGUUUUGGGGGAUGAUCUCCGUACUCUCCUAUGGUAGACUCGUUGCCAGGGCAGUCCUGGGCGGACUAGCCCAAACAGAUGGUCGGGACUACAGCCUGGUGACAGCAAGCUGCGGUUUCGGCAAAGACUUUCGUAAGGGGAUUCUGAAGAAAGGGAUGUGUUACGGCGAUGACGCCUGCUUUAUAGCCAAGCACAGAACCGCCGAUGUUUUGGGUGUGGCGGAUGGCGUGGGCGGGUGGCGGGACUACGGGGUUGACCCCUCCCAGUUCUCGCUAACGCUGAUGAGGACGUGCGAGCGGCUGGUGAGGGAGGGCCGCUUCACGCCCUGCAACCCUGUGGGCAUCCUCACCACCAGCUACUACGAGCUGCUGCAGAACAAGGCGCCCCUGCUGGGUAGCAGCACCGCCUGUAUCGUGGUGCUGGACAGGCGCAGCCACCGGCUGCACACGGCUAACCUGGGGGACUCCGGGUUCCUGGUGGUUCGGGGAGGGGAGGUGGUGCACCGGUCAGAUGAGCAGCAGCACUACUUCAACACGCCCUUCCAGCUCUCAAUCCCGCCCCCUGAGGCAGAGGGGGCGGUGCUUAGGGACAGCCCUGAAGCCGCCGACCGCUCCUCCUUCGAUGUCGAGCUGGGUGACAUCAUCUUAACCGCCACAGACGGGCUGUUCGACAACAUGCCCGAUUACAUGAUCCUGCAGGAACUUAAAAAGCUCAAGAAUUCCAACUACGAGAGCAUCCAGCAGACGGCCCGCAGCAUCGCGGAGCAGGCCCACGAGCUGGCCUACGACCCAAACUACAUGUCGCCUUUUGCCCAGUUCGCCUGCGACAACGGCCUCAACGUACGCGGGGGGAAGCCUGAUGACAUCACCGUCCUGUUGUCGAUAGUAGCAGAGUACACAGACUGAGUCUCCCUGGGGGGCGUGGCCUCCCUGGGGGGGCGUGGCGUACUGUCUUCCGCCUGUACUCCACUCUUACGGAAACCGUUUCUUUCUGCUGUCGAGACCCCGCCCAGCCCUCUGCAGCUCACCCCCCCGCCCCGUAGGGCAGCCGUCAUUUACGCCCAGUCUGAAUGGAAAGGUGGACGGCGGUGUGCGUUUGGUGUGUGGCGCCGCCCUGGUGGCCACAUGCAGUCGUGAGAGAUCGGCACCCUCUGGUAAGGGUGGCCUGACCUGCUCCCGUAAUCACUGCUAAUUAUAAAAUGCCAUGACUUAUGUAAAGGGGCCCCAUUCUGUGUGUGUGUGUGUGUGGGGGGGGGCUGGGGUGGGCUCCCAUAACCCCAGGCAGUGUUUCAGGAGUGAACAGGAUGGGGGGGGGUGGGGGGUAGGGGAACUGGUAUUUGAUACAGUAUAGCUGUCCAAAGGUGUUGAUGUCCAUGUCUGAGAGGUGAAUGUGUGUGGGGUUUUUAAUUAUUUUUUUAUUAUUUAAUUUUUUUGUUUUUUUUGAGGGGUGGUGUCCACAGGCUAGUAACUGUGAAAGAGGGAUUAUGGGAUAGCUCUGCAAGGUACAGUUAGAGGGCUGUACUGUGUGUGUGUGUGUGUGUGUGUGUGUGUGUGUGUGUGUGUGUGUGUGUGUUUGCGCCUGUUUUUUUGUUUUUAUCUGGGGGAGGGGUGUGAUCCAGCCAUUGCAGUGUGAGGGGAUUGGAGCAGGGGGUGCAGUCACUCUGCCCCUAAAAUUCAGAAACCCCCAACAAGCAAAA
Messenger RNA from Anguilla rostrata (American eel), 2024 nucleotides. Its product is annotated as protein phosphatase PTC7 homolog. The record is from RefSeq and is a predicted model, not a curated record. Gene Ontology annotation, cellular component: mitochondrion. The transcript has 6 exons. Lineage: Eukaryota; Metazoa; Chordata; Actinopteri; Anguilliformes; Anguillidae. Bases 340 to 1233 code for a protein of 297 amino acids. Gene Ontology annotation, molecular function: protein serine/threonine phosphatase activity. Gene Ontology annotation, biological process: protein dephosphorylation.